Messenger RNA from Ictalurus furcatus (blue catfish), 2291 nucleotides. Its product is annotated as izumo sperm-egg fusion protein 1. The transcript is spliced from 10 exons. Gene Ontology annotation, biological process: heterotypic cell-cell adhesion; fusion of sperm to egg plasma membrane involved in single fertilization; sperm-egg recognition. Gene Ontology annotation, molecular function: protein binding involved in heterotypic cell-cell adhesion; signaling receptor binding. NCBI's taxonomy places the organism in Eukaryota, Metazoa, Chordata, Actinopteri, Siluriformes, Ictaluridae. The record is from RefSeq and is a predicted model, not a curated record. Gene Ontology annotation, cellular component: plasma membrane; acrosomal membrane. Bases 99 to 1169 code for a protein of 356 amino acids.
CUCUCACAUACAAGCACUAUUUAUAUAUUUUUUUUAGUUCGGGUUAAUUAUAUUUCUAAAGAUUUUCAGACGAUUUUCGAUGUUAGGGAGCAACAGCAAUGACACACACGUCAUCAUCGUCAUCACUGAUGAAACGUUGUGACAUCACGAAAAAGCUCCAAACGGGUCUCGGGCGUUUUUCUGUCUGUUGGCUCGUCCUGGUGUGUGUGAUCCCCAGUGUGAGGUUGUGCCUGCAGUGUGACCUCGCCGUCCGCCACAUGCACGAGGACUUCAUGGCUUCAAAGCACGAAGUGACUGUACAAGAGCAGAUGGAUCUGACGAAAAUCAUCGAUCAUGCCUACAUCACCUACCAGGACACCAGCACACAGCUCUCCGGGGUCAUCGAUCUGACUACUUUGUACCGAGCACAAACUGAGUAUGAGAGCGAGUUCAGGAGACACUGGCAGGAGUUGAGCACCGGUUCUAUCCAGUGGGAUAUGAUAAGGAUCCUGGAGAAAGGGAAGAGUAUCUUGAAGAAGCAUCUACAAGUUUUCGUUGCUGAAGGACUGUGUCCAAAUAAAUGCGGUUUACUCUUUCAGAGUGUAAUGAACUGCUCUUCCUGCCAGUAUGGGCUGCACAUAUGUCAAUCUGAUACACCCCCUAAGGAUUGCGGAGAGCAUAAGUUGGUGGCACAUGAAGGCGAGCAGACGGUGUUGGAUUGUUUUCUCCCGUGGCACAGUUUGGUAGUAGGCCAUGCUAAGUAUCAAUACUCAUGGAAACGGGGAGCCACAAAUUUUUCAGCCGAGGACGAGUUUGAGGUUCUGGUGGUGACGAAGGACUCCAAAAUCGUCCUGAACCAGCUGAGUGUGAGCGAGCAGGGAGUGUAUCGCUGCAUCCUGCUGGAUCAACACGGCACUACACUCUCACACACACACUUCAUCCUCACCGUCAUCCCCAUGCCUACUUCACCGCCGAAACAGAUCCCUACACUUCCUUCCGUCCCUGAUGUCGAUGCGAGACGUGUCCAGCCCCCCAAGGACAUUCUGAUCAUUGCUGUCGCUUUUCUCACAGUCCUGAGCUUGUUUGGCAGCCUGGCCGUCGUUAUGCAUCUCGGGAUGGCGGUGAGACGGCAGAGGAAAGCCGAAGAGGAAGAAAGAGGAGAGAACCCAAGAUGGAGGAGAAGAGACUAAUGAAGAGGAUUCUACAUAAUAUGUGAAAAAGGCAAGAAAAGACACAAGCAGUAAAGAUUUUCAGCGUUUAUUCUUUUUAUUAAAAUUUCCUCCCUUCGUUCUAUCACUGCAGAUUUUAUAGCACAGAUAUAGAACAAAAUUUGAAAUCCCUGAAAUAUUUCAUUGUUAUUUUAUGAUCAAUACAAACAAUAUUGAUGCUGAAAUAAAUAUUUGUAAAAUGGCAGGAAAGUCAUAUUUACUUUUAAGUUUUAACUAAAGAAUAAAACGCUUCAGGCUUGUGUUGUUAUAAUAAAAUAAGCACCGACAGGGCGGUGAUGCGGCCCAACACCAAACAGAGUCACUAUGAAGUGUUUUAUUCUAUGUUUAUGUUCUAUGUUCUCUGUUUUAUUUUAUUUGCCCAAGUUGUUGAAGACAAAAUUUGCAGCAUCGUAAUAUAAUCUUUUCUGAAGAUGUCCCAGUGGACUGUUACAAAAGCGCUGACACUGGAGACUCCUUCCAUAAACGUUACAUAAACGACUCCUUACAGAAAAUCAAUUACGUUACACGUUUACUUUUUAAAAAAAAAAAUAGCAACACAUUCUAAUCUGUUUAGUAUUAACCUUAGCUUUUGUGGAAAAUGAAUGAACACAUUCUGACCAAUCAGAUUUGGAGAAUGACAUAAAGUGCUCUCCAUUAAUAUUGGCACCCUUGGUAAAUAUGAGCAAAGAAGGCUGUGAUAAAUUUAUUUUUCUUUGUCUUUAUUGUUUAACUUUUUGUUUAAAAAAAAAAAAUGACAAAAAUACUCUGCACUCGUGGAUAUCAAACAAUUUGAUCAAUCAAUCAAUCGAUCACAUUUAUUUCUAUAGCACAUUUAAAAACACCACAAGUUGGCCAAAGAGCUUUACAUACCAGGACCAAACAAAUUCAUACAACCUAAAAACAUGAGACCAAAUCCAGAUCAAAUACAAAAAAUACUGUAAAUAGGUACGACAAAGGAAUAUCGCUGUGAUGUGCGGCAAAAGGUUGUUGAGCUUCACAAAAUGGGGCGUGUCUAUAAGAAACUAGCACAAGCAUUGAAAAUGCCCAUUUCCACCAUCAGGGCAAUAAUUAAGAUUAUUAUGAAUCAACCUGGAAUUGGACGUG